Molecule: messenger RNA, 1649 nt
Organism: Melitaea cinxia (Glanville fritillary)
Lineage: Eukaryota; Metazoa; Arthropoda; Insecta; Lepidoptera; Nymphalidae
Gene: parvin
Product: beta-parvin
Exons: 8
Coding region: 185-1291 (368 amino acids)
Biological process (GO): establishment or maintenance of cell polarity; substrate adhesion-dependent cell spreading; cell projection assembly
Cellular component (GO): actin cytoskeleton; focal adhesion; cytoplasm
Molecular function (GO): actin binding
Source: RefSeq, a predicted model, not a curated record
GGCAGCAUUAUGAUUUUAGUAGAUCUUAUUUUUUAUACGGUCACAUUGAUUGUUGUGUGGGUCAGGUCAAAAAUAAAGUCUAUAAUCUUGUAAGCAAAGAGCUUGUAAGAUCUUUUAUUAUUUAAGCUUUUGUUUGUAAAGGUGAAUAAAUAUAAAACUAAAUGAUAUAAAGUAAUCAAGCGAAAUGUCCUCACCACGCCCAAAAUCGCCUCGUACUCCAGUUUUGCCUAAAAAAGAGGAUAAAGAAGAGUCAUUUUGGGAUAAAAUUGGCACUAUCGGUCGUAAAAAAAGGAUAAAGGAAGUUCAGGAAGUACAAGCAGAAGGGAAAUUGGCAAUCGAUUCACCUGGUAGCCCGACAGCGCCAGAAAUUCCUCCCGAGGAGUACAGCUUGCACGAUAAUGAGGAAAGAGCAAUUAUUGAACCAAGGUGUCUAGAAGAUCCUAGAGUGAAGGAAUUAAUCCAAGUUUUGAUUGAUUGGAUAAACGAUGAACUAGCAGCCCAGAGAAUUAUUGUCAAAGACAUUAGCGAAGACCUUUAUGAUGGACAGGUUCUUCAGAAACUUUUGGAAAAAUUGACUGAGACUAAAUUAGAUGUUCUAGAAGUGACACAGUCAGAAGAGGGGCAACGCCAAAAACUAGCGGUAGUCUUAAGAGCAGUUAAUAGGGUGCUGUAUGGUACUUCUAAGCCAGUGCAGAAGUGGAGUGUGGAUUCUGUGCAUUCCAAAAAUGUAGUGGCAAUAUUGCAUCUGUUAGUGGCAUUGGCUCGUCAUUUCCGUGCACCAAUCCGUCUUCCUGAGAAUGUCAGUGUGAAUGUUGUGGUAGUCAAGAAAGAUGGUUCCAAUCAAUUAUCUCACAGAACAUACAUUGAAGAUAUAACAACAACAUAUGAUGAUUUGGGAAUGAAAUGUGAAAGAGAUGCUUUUGAUGCAUUGUUUGAUCAUGCCCCUGACAAAUUGCAAGUUGUCAAGAAGUCGUUAAUCACGUUUGUGAACAAGCACCUCAGUAAGGUGAACUUAGAGGUGAUGGAUUUGGAUACACAGUUCCACGAUGGAGUGUACCUAUGUCUUUUAAUGGGUCUACUCGAGGGAUUCUUUGUUCCUUUGUAUGAUUUCCACCUGACUCCUCAAGACUUUGAUCAGAAAGUUCACAAUGUCUCAUUCGCAUUUGAGCUGAUGCAGGAUGUGGGACUCGCUAAACCCAAAGCGAGGCCUGAAGAUAUAGUGAAUCUCGACUUAAAAUCCACUUUGAGAGUGCUUUACAAUCUCUUCACGAAAUACAAGAAUAUGGCCUAAAUUUAUUAUAAUCUAUGGCAUUAUUUUUAUUUUAAAUAUUUGCAGUGAAAUACUCAAAUGGACUAAUUUGAAGAUACAUAACUAUUAUAACUAAAAACAUUUAUACUUAACAACUUUUUAUGUUUCAAUGUUGCAACUAAAGACUAAGUUUAUAACUGAAUGUUACUUAAUGUAGUCUAUAGAUUUUUCAACAGAAUACAUUUUUUAAGUGUAUGAAAUAAAUAUUAUUCGCUGCAAUUAUUGUGUUCAUAAAUAAUAGGUAAUAAUAAUAUUUUAUAUGGUCUUUGAAUCUGGCUUACUUAGUAAGAAUAUAACAAUUAUUAUACACUAACAAAUUAUAUUAAUUUAUUAACAUAAU